GUAAUUCAAUGAAGGCGGGAUGGCAGAGAAGCGGAACUUUCGAUAGAAGUUUGUUUAGUUCGGUUUGUUACCAAGAAGCAGCGAAUAACGUUGCUGUUAUUGUACCGUUUGUGCUUUAAAGCGCUGCACGAGACCGGAAAGGUUUUGUUUUAUUUACAUGUGUUCACUCAUUUUACCAGCAUACGUGGUUAACUCUGCCUCUGUUCGGUGCUAAGCUAACUUUUAUUAACGUCAGUUAAACGGAGUAUUUGCAAUGGCUGAGAAAAAAAGCAAAGAAAACGAUGCCAGCCUUCCUUUUGCUGCUCUCCAGCUCCUGGCCCCUCCUGUUCGCCUGGUGUCGGCAGCUCUCUGGAAGGUUCUGAAGCAGAGGGAUGUGAUGCAGUAUGGGGUCGUGGAGGAAUUUGUCACUUCAGCCUGUGAGACCGUUCCUGGGCUUCUUACCUUGCGACAUCAGGGCAAGCUGGCACUGGGCCUGAGAGCACGGUUGAUAUUGGAGUUGUGUCUCAAACAGCCGGAUAUUGACAUGAUUGCCCCACAUCUGGAGAGGAUCCGGGCUCCUGCUCCUCUUUUAUCUUCAUCUUCCUCUACUAUGAAGAGGGAUUUAAAGAUUGUGAAAACGGUGGAAAGUUUCCACGCUUUUGUUAAAAUGCUGCUAACAAACCAAGCUGAGAAAGAGCACUUCUUUAAAGAACAGUUUCCAGUGGAUUAUGGCCCAAAGUUUGACCAGGAGCUGGAGAAACUGUUGUGGGAAUUCCUGAUUCGACUCGACCAGUUGCUUCCAGUUCCAAACCUGAGCCAGACAGUGUCGUGGCUCAGCGAUACCCCUCCUGUCCUGGAGGAGUGUGCACAAGCGGCCACUCAGCCGCAGCUGCUCGACAUCCUACUUCAACAUCAGGCUUGUCUGGGUCACCUGGAGUCGGCAGCGUCUCUUCCCCCAAACAUGGGGGACUCUAUCCUGGCUUCUCUUUCUCUGCCUCCAUCUGGAAAAGUCCCGUCUAACCAACCAACAGGGGUCAGUUUGUCUGCCCCUGAGCGGACAAACGGCUCAAAGCCAGGAGAGGGGCCGUUUAUUAGACCUGUUAUCGGACUCAUUUCUAACGACGAUGUUCCAGCCAUGAUCUCUGCCAAGAAAAAAACCCUGCAAGGUGCUCAGGGGUCCAGUUCAAACGACCCAACAUAUGGUCAACAGAGUCCAAAUAUGAAAUUCACUCUGGUUAAACAGAAGCCGCAGCCUGUGGAGGUGGAGCAGGUGCAUGAGGAGAGGAGCCCCCUCAAUCCCAGGAAACGGAAGCAUCCUGAACCGGCAGGAAGCGACUCGGAGGAGGAGGAAGAGAUCUCUGAGAAUACACCUGGAGGAAAAAGGAUAAACAGGAACCAGGGAAUCGGCGACACCGAGGAAGAGAGAUCACACACCGCACAGAACAACGGCUGCAACAGAGAACUGCUGAAUUGUUAUAUAAACAAGCUAGGCAUCGAAAAACUCCACCUGCCUGAAGAUCCGUCUCUCUGCUCUAUGCUGGCUUCCUGUCUCAGCAGCAAUCCCAGAGUGAUUGUCCACAAACUGUCCUUUUCCUCUGUUAGCGACGGCUUGUCUGGAGGAGAGAAGAAGUCCUUUAACAAGCAGAAGCAGAGAAAGAAGUCCUCAACGUGGAAACGAACACCUGAAAGUCCUGGUCUGGAUGAUAAAGAAAAUCGUCCUGUUGUAUCCAGUGGAAGCAGCUCCUCUAGCCGGCAGAGGGAUCAUGAAGAGACGAUGGCUGUGACAGCAGACGACUACGUAGCGGAUUCUGAGGAUGAGGCAUCGAAGAACUUCAAAGGGAGGCUGUUCAUCAAGCGUUACUACAAGACCAAACAUGGCACAUAUGUUCCCACCCUGAGGGAGUUUUGGAAACCUACAAUGACCCGACCGAACUUGCUGUCCUCCGCCAGCAAACGCAGGUGAUGAAAGGAGGUCAUGGCGUGCUGCUGGGAAAUUAAAACCAUACCUGACUUGUGAUAUAAAAAAAGUUAACUUGGGAAGAAGUUGAAGAAAGUAUAAAAACAACCCACAAAUAGCACUGUGACUUUUUAUAGACUCUUAUGUUUUUAUUGCUCUUUACAUGUAUAUUCACUUGAUUUUUUUUUUUUUUUUAUGUAGUUUUGAGGUAAUUAAAAUCCUUAUAUGUGCUUAACUAAUAAAGAUUCUGAAUUGGA
Messenger RNA from Cyprinodon tularosa, 2193 nucleotides. RefSeq names its product TERF1 (TRF1)-interacting nuclear factor 2 (gene tinf2). Lineage: Eukaryota; Metazoa; Chordata; Actinopteri; Cyprinodontiformes; Cyprinodontidae. The coding region runs from base 254 to 1942 and encodes 562 amino acids. Gene Ontology annotation, molecular function: telomeric repeat DNA binding. Gene Ontology annotation, biological process: regulation of telomere maintenance via telomere lengthening; telomere capping. The transcript is spliced from 10 exons. Gene Ontology annotation, cellular component: shelterin complex. The record is from RefSeq and is a predicted model, not a curated record.